UUUGUUAAAUAAUUGUUUAACUAUUGUAGACACGACUUUUAUUCAGCUUAACAAUAGGAAAACGUCUCAUUUAUUUUCAUAUUUGAGUAUUUUAAGAAUCAGAUAAUGAGCAAACAAAGUUCUUUUAUAUCACAAAACAAGGCGAAACAGUUUUUUAAUCGUGUCGUUUCUCGUGGUUUAAUAUUUCCACUAGCAGGGAAUCUGCCAGGAUUUAAACGUUCAAAGCCUAGUGACGAUCAACUGGUUGGAUCAAAACACCUUAAAUUGGCUCCAUUUACUGUACCUGAAGAUGCUUCUCCUUUCUUGAAAUUAUACGCUGAGAGAUAUCAUACGAGCAUCAAGAAUGAUCCAGAUAAUGUGGUCAAUAUUUAUAAUACCGUUUGCUUCCUAAUACUUUCCUUGAUGGACAGUAAAUUGGAUAAAAACAUUUGUCAAUUCCUUGAUUCAUUUACACCCAUUGUGAACAUUAAAAGUCACAUGGAUUCAUUUGAUGACGAUGUUGGAAUGGCUAUGCAGCGACAUCGAGAUGCAGCAACCAUCCUUAACUACUGGCAGUUAGGAGCUCUGCGUCGCUACGAAUUCCUCAAAUGGCACCUCAUAGCGGUACGAAGUGCCGAGCUUUUCCUUUUCUUCCAUCGAGAUCAAAGUAAUGGAUUCAGCAAUUAUAUCAAUAGAUUUUUCGAUAAACAAUAUUUAGUUACACAAAGUCAACUGGGUUCAUCUACAAGGAUAACUGAAAAUGUUACCACUGUUGAAAAGCCAGAGAUUAAAUGUUCAUUGGCCAUGAAUAACUCUAUUUUGGAUUUGCCUUUGGAUGAAGCAACAUCUAUAGUGACCAGUGAAAAGCGUAAAUUGGAAACACAGAUUGAAAACUUCUCUCUUUACCUCAGAUGUAUUCGAGAGUUGAUUCAGAUCAACGAGAAUAAUAUUGCCAAGAUCCAUUCCUACCAAUUCCGCUGGAGACCAACUAGACUAUCAGAGCGAGUUCAAAGUAAACGAAUCAUUCUCAAUUCACCAAUGUCUGCAUUGCAUAAAGCUUACUGUGAUUUCAUAUCACGUCAAGUUCAAAACAGCAAUCCAAGCUAAGUUUAACUCAGUAACUUAUUUAAUUUGUCAAUUACUGGCCAUGAAUACACCACAAAUCAAUGCAUGACAAUCGAUUGACUAUCUAAAAGCGAAGUGUUUUUAACCAUUAAUAAACAAGAUUUCUCUGUUUUUAA
This is a messenger RNA of Tetranychus urticae (two-spotted spider mite), 1220 nucleotides long. NCBI's taxonomy places the organism in Eukaryota, Metazoa, Arthropoda, Arachnida, Trombidiformes, Tetranychidae. The record is from RefSeq and is a predicted model, not a curated record.